This is a messenger RNA of Gaeumannomyces tritici R3-111a-1, 2227 nucleotides long. RefSeq names its product alcohol dehydrogenase. The transcript has a single exon. Bases 132 to 2012 code for a protein of 626 amino acids. Gene Ontology annotation, molecular function: oxidoreductase activity, acting on CH-OH group of donors; flavin adenine dinucleotide binding. Gene Ontology annotation, biological process: secondary metabolite biosynthetic process. NCBI's taxonomy places the organism in Eukaryota, Fungi, Ascomycota, Sordariomycetes, Magnaporthales, Magnaporthaceae. The record is from RefSeq and is a predicted model, not a curated record.
GCAGCAAUUGAGGGGAAGCGCCGUCCUAGCUUCGGCUCGGACUUAAUGGCGGAGAGGCGCAAUGAUACAUGUGGAGACUAAUAGACGACGAACGGUGAGCAGGAAAGGCUCAAAAGGCAUCAUACACAAAAAUGCUGCUGCCCUCGCUGCUGCUCUUCUCGUCGAGCCUCCUUGGUCAGGCGUCAGGCUCGGCUUCGGGCCGUGUCGUGCGCCGCCAUCUGUCGUCGCUGAGAGAUUCGUACGACUAUGUCAUCGUCGGCGGCGGCACCAGUGGGCUCGUGCUGGCCAAUCGGCUGACCGAGGACCCGGCCAAGACGGUGCUCGUGAUCGAGUACGGCGACUUUGAGCGCGGGCCCGAGGUGACGGUGCCGUUCUUGACCACGGGCUCGCAGGCGGCGCGCCUUUACAAUGUCACGUCGGCGCCCCAGCCAGGCUUGGGCGGCCGCUCAUUCCCGCUACGAAUCGGUGUGGCCGUGGGCGGCAGUUCCACCGUCAACGGCAUGGCUUGGGACAGGGGAUCUGCGCCCGACUACGACGCAUGGGAGGCACUCGGGAACGUCGGCUGGGGGUGGGACGGCCUGCUGCCCUUCUUUCGAAAGUCGUCGCGAUUCACGCCGCCCGCCAAAGAGUAUGUCGACCAAUACGGCUACGAGUGGCAGUCCGAGGCGUACGGAGAUGGCGACGGCGUCCAUGUGACGUUCCCGCCCUGGCAAUGGCCGGCUGUCACGGCUCUCGCCGACGCGUGGAAAAACGACCUCGAGGUACCGGCGCUCAAGGACGGUGCAGACGGCAACAACGUGGGUCUCGCCUGGCUUCCCCAGAAUAACGAUGCCCAGAACUCCACCCGUUCCACGUCGACGACGGCGUACUACGACCCGGUUAGCGGCCGUCCGAAUCUGGAGCUGUUGGUACGGCAUUACGGCGGCCGCGUCGUGUUCGACAAGACCAACAAGGUCGCCGGAGUCGAGGUCGUCAGCCGCCAGGACAAGACGAAGCGCUUGGUAGGGGCCGGGGAGGUUAUCCUGGCGGCGGGGGCGGUCAACACGCCGCGUAUCCUGCAGCUCAGUGGCCUCGGCCCGGCGGCGCUGCUCAACAGGCUCGGCAUCGAGGUGGUGGUCGACCUGCCUGGUGUCGGGGCCAAUUUCCAGGACCACCCAGCCAUUUACAUGGCCUACGACUUCCUCCGCGACCCGCACCCGAGCCCGCAAGACAUGCAGGACAACCAGACAUUUAUCGACGAGGCCUGGAGGGCGUACAACACCAGCAGGACCGGCCCACUCACCCAUGCUUGGGGCAAUCGCGUCGUGUUCCAGAACCUCAAGGACCUGCUGCCCGAAACACACGAGGCUGUCGCGGCGGGGGUCGAGGAGCAGGACGCGCUCGCACACCUGCCGGCGCUGUACGCAUCCAGCCCGGCCCUCCUGGCCGGCUUCUUGGCCCAGCGUGCUGCAAUGAGCAAAGGUUUCGCAGACCAGCGAUAUGGCGUGCUCGAGGUUGCCUUUGGCGGGUCUGAGACGGUGGUGCUAGCGUUACAGAAGCCGCUGUCGAGGGGCACAGUCACCAUAAACUCGACAGACCCCGACCCGUCUGUGCCACCCGUCGUCGACUUUGGCAGUCUCUCGAACCCGGUAGAUGCCGCCAUCCUGGUGGCAGCUGUGGCGCGGGCGCGCCAGUUCAUGGCUGCACCUUCGGUUGUCAACGCACUGAACGCUACAGAGCUGUUUCCGGGCGCGGCGGUCGAGGGCGACGCCCAGGUAGAGGCGGCCAUCCGGGCGAACCUAGGGAACCCCAGCCUUGACCACCCUGUGGGGACGGCCGCCAUGAUGGCUCGCGAGCUGGGCGGCGUGGUUGACCCGACGAGCAUGAGCGUGUACGGGGUCAAGGGGCUGCGUGUGGUGGAUGGGAGCGUGAUGCCGCUGCUCCCGGCGGCUCACACGCAGGCAACAGUCUACGCCGUGGCCGAAAAGGCGGCCCAGCUGAUCUGUGGCGAAGCCGCCCGUGUCACGUCAUGAUCUAGCUUGAAAGGGAGGAGGCAUUCAGAGGAUAGGAGCCACCAGGGCAAGAAAACCUUGUGAUUUAAUGAUGGCCCCGGCGGCCCGAACGGGACGGGUAUCUUUCGCGACCCCACCACAAUGAAUAAGUCGAGUAGUCCCUGACGGGGCUGAUGCCUAGCUGAUCAGCCACAUUGACGUAGCCGUUCCGGUUUAGCGGGCCGUCUUUCUUCAGG